This is a messenger RNA of Colletotrichum spaethianum, 534 nucleotides long. RefSeq lists its product as uncharacterized. Gene Ontology annotation, cellular component: cytosol; ubiquitin ligase complex; nucleus. The coding region runs from base 1 to 534 and encodes 177 amino acids. Gene Ontology annotation, molecular function: ubiquitin conjugating enzyme binding; ubiquitin protein ligase activity; cyclin binding. The record is from RefSeq and is a predicted model, not a curated record. NCBI's taxonomy places the organism in Eukaryota, Fungi, Ascomycota, Sordariomycetes, Glomerellales, Glomerellaceae. Gene Ontology annotation, biological process: protein polyubiquitination; proteasome-mediated ubiquitin-dependent protein catabolic process; protein autoubiquitination. The transcript has a single exon.
AUGCUCUACGUGUUCUGCUCGGGGUGCCGAGCGCACGCCGGCUUCUUCAACGUCGCCAUCUCGUCCGUCGUCCUGCUCAAGUGGCAAGUGUCAUGCCGGACGACGUCGCCCUCGGCGCCUCCCAGCAGCGCUGAGUGCCUGGCCGCGACCCUGGUCGCCACGCUCUCGCGGUCCGGCUCGUCCAAGUCCGUUGUCGUGCCCACGUUCCAGCCGCCGCAGGGGGCCGCCGGCGCCGAGUCGUCGCCCGCGUUGCACCUGUGGGUCCUGAACAGCAGCAUCGCCUACGCCUCGUCCCGGCGCGAGGGCAAGCGUUCUGCGAUCAAGCUGCUGUACCGGGAGAUCACGCAGGAGGACGCCGACGCGAUGCUCGAGUCGAUGACGUCCGACGUGCAGGAGGUCAACCUGCCGACGGCGGAGAUUGCCAAGGCAGCGCAGGGGUUGAAGGCAAGCAGCGGGCUCCUCCCGCCGAGUGAGCGGGUGUUCAAGGAGUGGAGUGUUGGGCUGUUGGACAAGUGGGAGGCGGGCAGCAGAUGA